Messenger RNA from Symbiodinium pilosum, 1266 nucleotides. The record is from the annotation of a GenBank genome assembly. NCBI's taxonomy places the organism in Eukaryota, Dinophyceae, Suessiales, Symbiodiniaceae.
AUGAAGAUCACUCCCCGCUUGGUGAUGCAGUUCUACAAGACGUUCAAGCGGCUGAAACGGUAUGACUCUAUCACCUUGCGUGUGGGGCCAGAUGAAGUGAGCACUACCAGCAUGACCAUGUUGGUUAAGAACCAUCGCAAGUGGGUGGCUAAGAUCUUGAUACUUCUGCUGGACCUGGCUGGUUACAAGGACACAGUCACGUGGGACGGCUUCCUGUACGUUUCUAUGCAGUUCUGUGCCCUUUCCAAGCUGGAGCUCUGCCAGGUCAUGUUUUAUGUCGUCUGCAAAGAGAUGAAAAGCUGGACAGUUCACUACCUGACCAGCAGCCAGCUUGAAGAGUUCUACGACGACUAUUACACUUGUCCGGUGCAAGCCUUCAACACCAACUCCAUCAACUUCGCCAAGCUGCCCUUGGCGAAGUUCCGCAUGCAAGACUUCAUUGAGCUCUGCUACAGGUUUAGUCAACUCAUCAAUCCUUGCCUGCAUUUGCAGAGGUCCAUGCAACAGUCCAUGCCUUCGCUGCGGGUCUGGUCAGACUACGACAGGAUCAAGGUCUACAAUCGUCGAAUUGGCAUUGACUUCUUCCGUUUGCGAAAAGUCACCAGCCUGCUCGAGCUUAUGCGUCGACAAGCUGGCACCAGCCUCGGACCUGUCCAGCAGCACCGAAUAGCUGUCAUGGAGCAGUUUAUGGCCCUGGAGAAUUCCAACCCAGGCUUCAAGGAUGAUAUCGAGAAGUUCAAGGCUGCUGUGCUUAAGGCUAUGGAGAAGUGCCUUCCUACGCAGAGCGGAAUCAUACCUCUGCCCAUGGGCGUGCAUCCGCCCGCCAAAAACAAGCUUGUUCGAGAGAUUCGCUUGCCAGAGUGGAUGCACCGCCAGCUCGAGGGCAACGAGGCGCCAGGGGUGCACGGCGGUCAAGCCUUGGGGCAUGCGGCACACCUCGAAGCGAGCAAGCAGGAGAAGGUUAUCCCAUCGAUGGCGAAAUCCCAGAUGCCAAGGACAAUUGAGGAGGCAGAAGCGCUGGUGCGUACGACUCAUGGUGAAGUUGCGCAGAAAAGCAAAGUCAAAGAAAUUGCUGCGCAUCUUUUCCAGCACGCAGCAAAGCCACCCAGCGAAGACAACAGGGUGAAAGGGGUCGUUCGAAGUCAGGAGCUGGACUUCAUCCGCAUGAGUCGUCAAGAGGUGGAUCCUCCAAAUCUUGUCCGAACAAUGCAGAGGUUGUUCCAAGAGGAGCUCAUCCACCGGAAGAGCAAAGAAGUUACAAUGUGA